This is a messenger RNA of Magnolia sinica, 1963 nucleotides long. RefSeq names its product probable receptor-like protein kinase At1g80640. Gene Ontology annotation, cellular component: plasma membrane. Lineage: Eukaryota; Viridiplantae; Streptophyta; Magnoliopsida; Magnoliales; Magnoliaceae. The record is from RefSeq and is a predicted model, not a curated record. Gene Ontology annotation, molecular function: ATP binding; protein kinase activity. Gene Ontology annotation, biological process: protein phosphorylation. The transcript is spliced from 10 exons. The coding region runs from base 96 to 1823 and encodes 575 amino acids.
GGGUGUUGGGUUUUAGAGGUGGGAGGUGGCUAAGGUAGUUUGAGAGAGAGAGAGAGUUGGAGAGAGAGGACCAAACCAUCAAUCAUCAACAAUCAAUGGAGUAUCAUAUCUUCUCUUUCCUAUCCAUCUUCAUCCUCUCCAAUCUUCAGUUUACCAAAUCAGCACCAUGCGCACUGAAUUUCAGUCUCUUCCCCUACGAAGCACGCAGCGACUGCUUCAACAUCCCCACAGGCUCGACCCCCCUUGAAACCAUGCACUCAUGCUGCCACUCCUCCCUCCAAAACAUCUUCGAGGCCAUGGCCGUAAGAACCAACGCCACUCGAACGGUCUUCCUAGACCCGACUGAAGCCCUUGAGUGCACCAGCACGUUUCAAGGCCUUCAUGUCCAAACCAACCUAUCCCAAUGCCAAUUCCAAGAUUUCAUUUCUUCGUCCUCGGACAGUACUUGUUCAAAAGAUGUCCGUUCCAUCUUAGAAUCACUUGGGGUGGAGAGAUUCGACGCAUUGAGAUCGAGCUGCAAGGAUUUGACCGUGGAUAGCUAUAGCGACAAUGCAUGUUUCAGCUGUGUGACUGAGUAUAGAAGAUCUUUGGAAGCUCUGGAAGAAGGGAAUGGAGGGGAGGUAGGGACAUGGAGCCAGAACGUGUGCCCCGAAGCUCUCCUUGUUAGCCUUGCAAGCUCGGAUGUGGGUUCUGUGAAUUGGGUUCGAGCUCUUUUUUCAUGUUUGUGGGAUGAAAUAUACUUCCCAUUUCCAUUGACAAUGGAAGAACACGAAAAAGGUAGAGGAUUUCCAUUCGGGUCGAAGAAACUCAUGAUCUCGAUAGCCAUAGCGGCCGUGUUAGCAGUAUUGGCUCCGAUCCUUUACAAGUUAACCAGAAAUCGAUUGAAAAAAGUGAGUCAAAAGGAAAUAGAAGAUUUAUCAGUUAUAGUCAUGAAGAAAUCACUUGAGGAUGAUUAUGCUAAUAUUCCAUUCAGCUUUUCCGGGUUGUAUAUUUUCUCCCAAGUAGAAAUCGCCAGAGCCACCGAUAAUUACAAUAUUUCCAAUUUCAUUGGAGAAGGAAGCAUAGGGAAAGUCUAUUUGGGAAUAAUGCCAAGUGGAAUGAAGGUGGCUGUAAAACGAUAUAAUGAGGAAAUGAAGGUUGAGAGUUUCGCGACUGAGGUCAGUAAGGUGGCUAAAGUGAGACAUCCAAACGUGGCCUCUAUAUUGGGUUAUUGUGAUAAAGAAGAACAAUGCUUGGUUUGUGAGUAUUGUGCUAAUGGCAACCUUGAAAGUUGGCUUUUGGGUGACUGGAAGUCGGAUGUGCUAACAUGGGAUCAAAGGCUACGAAUUGCAUACGGCAUCGUACAAGGCUUAUUGUUCCUAAGGAACAACCCAUACGAAAAGAUUAUUCACAGCGACAUAAAGCUGACAAACAUACUCCUGAAUGAGAAAUUCGAACCCAAGAUAUCAGAUUUUGUUUUAUCGAAUAGCAAAUGGACGGCGAUGGACAGAAAAUCCGACGGUCAUUCAGGAUAUGAGCUUGCGGUGCAACCGAAUGAUAUCGUUGGUUUUGGGGUUGUUCUUCUUCAGUUACUGACUGGAAGGAAGGUGGUUGAUUUCAUCGAUUCAAGACCGCGAUCUCUCGUCAAUGAGGCAAGGACUAUGGUAAUGAAAGGAGGAAACACCAGUUCAAUAGCUGACCCUAGAUUGAACGGUCUAUGUCACCCAAUUGCAUUUCAACGUCUUCUAUUGAUGGCUGUGUUUAUUACAGCUUCAUCUGAUCGUGACAGGCCCACCUUGGAUGAGAUUCUGCAUAAAAUCCAAGAAGCUCAUUCUCUCACUUGAAUAUAGGUAUGCAUUUCGAUUCUAAGGAAAAUGGUGCAAUCUGCAGACCUUUUGUAUUGGUUUUUUUAUGUGCACUUGAAUAUUCACGAUUCCCAUCAACGUUCGUCUGUCAUUCAUGUAUAUGUAAUAUCUAGAUCAUG